UGUCAGUCAGCAAAGCCAACCUCCAGUCGUGCGUGAUUGUUCCGAGUUGUUCAGUGAGUGAACGCAAAUAGACUAAAGGCGCCGUGCUUGUGUGAAGAACAUGACAGGCGACAGUUAAAAGUUAAAACGUAUUUGUUUGUCGGCGCAGGCACCUCUUUGUUUUAGUUUUUUCUGUCUUUCACAUUGUUACUGCCAUGGAGCCGAUAACAAAGUGGACCCCAAAGCAAGUUGUCGACUGGAUGAAAGGGUUGGAUGACAGCUUGCAGCAGUAUAUUAGCAACUUUGAGAGGGAAAAGAUCAGCGGGGAACAGCUAUUGAAGAUCACUCAUCAAGACUUGGAGGAGCUUGGCGUUGCAAGAAUUGGACACCAGGAACUGGUCCUGGAGGCUGUCGAUCUGCUGUGUGCUUUGAACUAUGGAGUGGAAACGGAUAAUCUGAAGAAUCUUGUUGUUAGGAUGAGAGCUGCAACCACCAGUCUACACAUCGCUACAAAGGAUCGCAGAAAAAGCCCCCCCUCUGAGGGCAGCAUGUCUCGCAAGCCACCAAAUGACUUCCUUACCUCUGUGGUGGAGCUGAUUGGUGCUGCCAAGAGCCUUCUGGCUUGGCUUGACAGGACGCCUCUCACAGGGAUCAGUGACUUCACCGCUACGAAGAACAAGAUCAUACAGCUGUGCCUGAAGUUAACCACCACAGUUCAGCAGGACUUCAGCAUUUAUGAGAUGGAAGAAAAGAUCCUGGAAGUUUCCAAGACUUUGAACGACAUCUGUGAUCAGACCGUGAGAACCACAUCGGACCCCCUCUUGAGCCAGUCUGCCUGUCUGGAGGAGGUCCAGCUGACCAACAUCAAACCAGGAGAGGGGCUGGGAAUGUACAUCAAGUCGACGUACGAUGGUUUGCAUGUCAUCACUGGAACCACAGAACAUUCUCCCGCUGAUCUUUCCAGGAAGAUCCAUGCAGGUGAUGAAGUAAUUCAAGUCAACCAGCAAACAGUGGUCGGCUGGCAGCUGAAAAACCUUGUUUUCAAACUGAGAGAAGACCCGAAAGGUGUGGUUCUACUCCUUAAGAAGAGGCCGACGGGCACUUCAAGUUUCACCCCCGCCCCGCUUAAGAACAUGCGCUGGAAGCCCCCCGUACCACAGAAUAAUUCCUCCCUGAUCAGAUCCCAGUCCCCCUCCAGUUUGGCUAAUGGAUCUACUAAAAAGGAGAAACCAGCUAUUGUGGAUUUGUACAUUCCUCCGCCGCCUCCAGUGCCAUACACUCCACGAGAGAUGAGAACAGACUCCCUCUCCAGCAUUAGUCAAAGACCAAAGGGCUCUGAGUCUCCCAACUCCUUCCUGGACCAGAAGGGCAGAAAACGUAUCACCAUCACAGAUUAUGACAAAUUAAAUCCCGGCUUUCCUAUCGAAGCCACUGUGAUUCAGCCCAGAAUGAGGGAGCACAGGGCUUCACGUGGUAAGCCCCGGCCACUGUCCAUGCCAGCAGAUACGUGUGUUGCAGUAGUGGACACAUAUGCCAAGCCCUGGGCACCUGGCAGAAAAGGUGAGGACCAACUGUACAGAUACCUCAGUAAUGAGCGGAUUCCCACCAUUGCCGAGGAAGUCCCAUCGGCAUCCUCGCCCUACAGGCCUGCGAGGGAGCGUCAACUCGUCCGAGUCGACCACAUCAGAAACAGCUGCUACUAUUCCAACUCAGACCUCCACAACAGCGCCACCAUCCCCUACCAGGAGGACACCAAAAAGACCCCCGUAAGCCCUAUCUCAAAGCGCACGCCAGCAGAGCGCUCACUACUGGUCAGUUGGAUCACGCGGCUUAAGCUGUUGACUCACUGAUGAUGUGCUUCCUGUGCCGGGGCUUCCUGUUCCUGUCCUGUGUUCUUCCUCAGUGCCUUUGACGUUUUAGUGUCCAGCUGUUUUUUGGCAGCUUCGGGCUCUCUCUCUCUCCUCUCUCACCCCAAACCUCCAUAUUCUCAUGGUGUUAUGGCUACUACCAACUACUACUACUACUACUACUACUACUACUACUCUGCAACCAACCUUGCUUUUGUAGUACUCACUACAUUAAGUCAUUGCCCUUGUAAUACUGCCCUCAGUCCUAAUCUCAGACUAGAAAACCCCUGAUCUGUUUACUCAGGUUUAGAAACACUUUGGCCUUGUUCCCUUUCUAGACUUCUGUGUACAUAUUAAGUUAUGUAAGUUUUCCGUUAAGAUGUUCUCUGGUACAAAUAUUUAAUCACUGAAGUUCUUCUUUGGUUUUAAAUUUCCAAUAAAUUAUAAAGUGAAAGUAAGUGGAGAAAAAUGUUUGUUAGUGAAACUGCUUUUUAAUUUCAUGUUAUUUUCUUUCUUGAAAUAAUUAUUUCAUAUUAUUUACAGUGCUGUGAAAAAGUAUUUUUCCACUUAUAGAUUUCUUCUGCUUUUGCUUUUUUGAUGCUUAAGUGUUUGUGAUCAUCAAACAGCUCCUAAUAUCAGACAAAUGAUAUCCUUUAUCAAUAAAAAAAUGCAACUUCAACCCCCCUUUCCGUGUUGGGACCUUUCAGUUUAUUGUGACACAUAAAGAACGUAUGAACUUGACAGAAUCAAGGUGUGAUCUGAAAGAGACUUUUGUUUCCCAACUGUUAAGAUCAGGGCAUUUCUUUUCGAGAUCUUGAAGUGUGCUUCAUUUUUUCAGACAGCUUCUAUUCAAAUGAUGUCCAAAAAUGUAAUUAGACAAGGUUAAUUUAAGAUUUAGCAUGGGGGGUAACUAUUUAGGGCCAGGUUGGUUUGGAAAACUUUUUUUCCCCUCAAUCAAUUAAAUCAUCAUUUGAAAACGGCAUUUUGCAUGUACUGUGGCUAGAUCUGUCUGUUUGAUCUCAAACAUUUAAAGAUGAUGAAGCAAAAACAGAAAAGAUCUAGGUGUGAAAAGCUUUUUCUCAUCACUGUACAUUAGUGUGCCACCACUUGCCUCUUGUAAGCUAUGCAUCAAAUUUCUGCAGUCACUAAAGCUCACCAGGCUGCAUUGGUUUUUGAUGUUCACAUAUAUUAAUAAGCAAGUAUUUGUGCAUAUUUAAGACUAUGCACACUGACCUUUAGUUUACUCUGCAGUCACCCUCCUAAAGGCCCUUGAGUGUCUUUGAAACACGGGUCCAGUUGCUCUCUGACGGCUCUUGCUAUGGAAAAAUGAGAAGAAAAGGAAUGUCAGUAUUAUAUAAAAGAAAACUGCAGGAAGUGUCUGUUGUUACUUUUUCUGCGUUUUUGUAAGAUUUAAAAAGAAUUUUAUUAAAACUGGCAGUUCAUUUCAGUGAA
Messenger RNA from Girardinichthys multiradiatus, 3278 nucleotides. RefSeq names its product connector enhancer of kinase suppressor of ras 3-like. The coding region runs from base 195 to 1829 and encodes 544 amino acids. The transcript is spliced from 13 exons. Lineage: Eukaryota; Metazoa; Chordata; Actinopteri; Cyprinodontiformes; Goodeidae. Gene Ontology annotation, cellular component: cytoplasm; membrane. Gene Ontology annotation, biological process: regulation of signal transduction. The record is from RefSeq and is a predicted model, not a curated record. Gene Ontology annotation, molecular function: protein binding.